CAGGCUGGGUGAGCAGAGAUCCCAGGCUCUGGCCAGGGCCAGGGCAGCCGCCCUGCCUCCGAGUGCUACCAUGAAUCACUUCCAGACCAUCCUGACUCAGGUCCGGAUGCUGCUCUCCAGUCAUCGGCCGAGUCAGGUGCAGGCACUCCUGGACAACCUGCUGGCAGAGGAGCUUCUCUCCAGGGAGUACCACUAUGCCCUGCUCCAGGAGCCAGAUGGUGAGGCUCUGGCCCGGAAGAUCUCCUUGACCCUGAUGGAGAAAGGAGACCCAGAGCUGGCCCUCUUGGGAUGGGUCUGGAGUGGGCUGCCGACCUCAGCAGCUGAGAAGGACCCUGGCUACAAGGACCUUGGUGGCAGUGGACAGUGUGCCACCAUGGAGUUGGGACCUAUAGAAGGCGGGUACCUGGAGCUUCUCAACAGCAAUGCCGACCCUUUGCAACUCUACCACCUCUGUGACCGGAUGGAUGUGGCUGGAGAAGAAGAGACAGAGCUCUACUCAGAACCCGAUACGGACACCAUCAACUGCGAACAGUUCAGCAGGCUGUUGUGUGCCAUGGAAGGUGAUGAAGAGACCAAGGAGGCUUAUGCCAAUAUCGCGGAACUGGACCAGUACGUCUUCCAGGAUUCCCAGCUGGAGGGCCUGAGCAAAGACAUUUUCAUCGAGCACAUAGGACUGGAAGAAAUGAUCGGUGAGAGUGUGGAGGUGCUGGAGGAAGCAGGACAGAAAAGUCAGAAAAGACCCUUCCCAGAGGAGCUGCCUGCGGAUCUGAAGCACAGGAAGCUAGCCGAGCCCCUCACCAUGCCCAUGGUGACUGACACUUUCCUGGUGGGGCCAGUGAGUGACUCCUUGGCUCAGCCCUGCCCAGCACCACCUGCUCUGUUCAACAAGGAAUCAGCAUCCAGCCAGACCCGGCUGGAGGACACUGUCCUGAUGCCCGGGCCCCCUUCCAGUUCAUUGUUGAGCUGCUUCAGCCUCCCUGCUGGAUCCAUCCAGAUCAUCCCCACUGUUUCCACUCUGCCCCAAGGGCUCUGGCAGAUCUCAGGGGCCGGGGCAGGGCUUUCCAGUAUAGUCAUCUACCGAGGUGAGAUGCCCCAGGCCAGCCAAACACCUACUUCAAGUGGCCCACCUGUCCACAACUUCCCGAAGUCCCCAGACCGACCUGGCUCUACCAGCCCCUUCGCCCCAUCUGCAGCUGACCUUCCUAGCAUGCCCGAACCAGCCCUGACCUCCCGUGCAAACCUGACAGAGGAUGAAACAUCCCCCACCCAAAGUCCGGCAGCUCUCAAGCCCUCCAGCAAGCUUCCCAGAUGGCCUGAGAGCGUGGAGCAGUUCUGCCGCUCACUACGGGACAAGUACCAGGCUAAGCCUGCAGGCCCGGAAGGCAUCCUGGUGGAGGUGGACCUGGUGAGGGUACGGCUGGAGAGGAGCAGCAGCAAGGGUCAGGAGAGAGAGCUGGCCACCCUGGACUGGGCAGAGCGGCAGCCGGCCCGAGGGGGUCUGGCCGAGGUGCUGCUGGCCACUAGUGACCGCCGGCGGCCACGAGAGACGCAGGUGAUCGCCGUGCUGGGCAAAGCAGGACAGGGGAAGAGUCACUGGGCUCAGGCCGUGAGCUGGGCUUGGGCUUGCGGCCAGCUGCCACAGUAUGACUUUGUCUUCUGCAUCCCCUGCCACUGUUUGGACCGUCGAGGGGACACUUACCGCCUGCAGGAUCUGCUCUUCUCCCCGGGCCUGCAGCCCCGGCCGGUGGAGGAUGAAGUAUUCAGUUACAUCUUGCGGAGGCCUGACCGCAUUCUGCUCAUCCUGGAUGCCUUCGAGGAGCUCGAAACCCAAGACGGCUUCUUGCACAGUGCGUGCGGGCCCGGGUCAGCAGAACCCCGCUCCCUCCGGGGGCUGCUGGCAGGCCUCUUCCAGCGCAAGGUGCUACGAGGCUGCACCCUGCUGCUCACGGCCCGGCCCCGAGGACGCCUGGCCCAGAGCCUGAGCAAGGCUGACGCCGUGUUCGAGGUAGCCGGCUUCUCCGCCCAGCAGGCCGAGACCUACGUGAUGCGCUACUUUGAGACUUCGGGGGCCACUGAGCACCAAAAGAGAGCCCUGGCCCUCCUCCAGGCCCAGCCGUUUCUCCUGAGUCACAGCCACAGCCCCACUGUGUGCCGGGCCGUGUGCCAGCUCUCUGAGGCCCUCCUGGAGCUGGACGAUGAGGCCGAGCUGCCCUCCACACUCACCGGCCUGUAUGUUGGCCUACUAGGCCCAGCCGCCCACGACAGUCCCCCGGGGGCCCUGGUGGGACUGGCCAGACUGGCCUGGGACCUGGGCCGCCGUCACCACAGCAGCCUGCGGGAGGACCAGUUCCCGUCAGCAGAGGUGAGGGCCUGGGCUGUGGCCAGAGGCUUGGUGCAGCCCACCCGGGGGGGCCCAGAGACUGAGCUGGUCUUCUCCAGCUUCCUCCUGCAGUGCUUCCUGGGGGCCUUGUGGCUGGCUCUGAGCAGCGAAAUCAAGGACAAGGAGCUACCACAGUAUCUGGCCUUGACCCCAAGGAAGAAGAGGCCCUAUGACAACUGGCUGGAGGGCGUGCCGCGCUUUCUGGUCGGGCUGGUCUUCCAGCCUCGCCCUCGCUGCCUGGGAGCCCUGGUAGGGCUGGCAGCGGCCACCUCGGCGGACAGGAAGCAGAAGGUGCUCACCAGGUACCUGAAGCGGCUGCAGCCGGGAACGCUGCAGGUGGGGCGGCUGCUGGAGCUGCUGCACUGCGCCCACGAGGCGCUGGACGCUGGGCUUUGGCAGCAUGUGCUGCACGGGCUCCCGGCCCGCCUCUCCUUCCUGGGCACCCGGCUCUCGCCUCCCGACACCUACGUGCUGGGCAGCGCCUUGGAGGCGGCAGGCAGAAACUUCUCCCUGGACCUCCGCAGCACCGGCAUUGACCCCACGGGACUGGGGACCCUCGUGGGACUCAGCUGUGUCACCCAUUUCAGGGCCACCUUGAGUGACACGGUGGGGCUAUGGGAGUCCCUGCAGCAGCGUGGGGAAGCCAAGCUACUCCGGGCAGUGGAGGAGAAGUUCACCAUCGAGCCUUUCAAGGCCACGUCCAUGAAGGAUGUGGAAGACCUGGGCAACCUCGUGCAGAUCCAGAGGACAAGAAGUUCCUCUGAAGACACAGCUGGGGAACUCCCUGCUGUCCGGGACCUAAAGAAGCUGGAGUUUGCGCUGGGUUCUGCCUUGGGCCCCCAGGCUUUCUCCAAACUGGUGAGGAUCCUUGAGGCCUUUUCCUCCCUUCAGCAUCUGGACCUAGACUCCCUGAGUGAGAACAAGAUCGGAGACGAGGGGGUCGCCCAGCUCUCAGCCACCUUCCCUCAGCUGAAGGCCCUGGAGACACUCAACUUGUCUCAGAACAACAUCACCGACGUGGGCGCCUGCAAGCUGGCCAAGGCCCUGCCCUCACUGGCUGCGUCCCUCGUCAGGCUGAGCUUGUACAAUAACUACAUCUGCGACGCGGGAGCCGAGAGCCUGGCGCAUGUGCUUCCGGACAUGGUGUCCCUCCGGGUGCUGGAUGUCCAGUACAACAAGUUCACAGCCGCCGGGGCCCAGCAGCUCACCGCCAGCCUGAGAAAGUGCCCUCAAGUGGAGACGCUGGCGAUGUGGACACCCACCAUCCCGUUUGGAGUCCAGGAACACCUGCAGCAGCUGGACUCACGGAUCAUCCUGAGAUGAUCUGAGCUGUGCCUGGGACAAGCAUGUUCUCUAAGGACACGGACCACGCUGGACCCUGACCUGGCUGUUUGUGGACACAGCUCUUUUGGGGCCAUGUCCCAGGAGUCUCAGUGCCCUGGCACCCAGCCCUGGUGGCUCAGGGUUGGCCCCUGCCCAGCUGCAGAAAGGACCCAUGUCCGGCUCUGUGGACAGACCCAGGCACGGCCCCAGGCUCCUCGGGGCCCAGGUUGAUGUCAGCCCUGCUCAGCGGCUGUGGUCCUGCCAGAUGGAUGGGCGUCUGUCUGUUGGCAGCUGCUGUCCAACCGGGAGCCCUGAGGCCUUCCCUGCAGGACACCACAGGCAGCCGUGGCCAGGCCAGAGCAAAGGAUGAGGUGGCUGCAUCUCCGCCUGCCCGGGUCCUGCCGGCCGGGGGAGAAAGCACUUCUCCACGCUGCUCCCCUCCCAGGGCACACCCGGCACUCUGACGGUACCAGCAGGCAAGCCCGCACUGCUGAUUUCCCAAACCAUGACAGCUGGGAUUCCAUGGCGCUGCCUUCUGUCUCUGGCGCUCCCUGGUUUGCACUCACUUUGUCUGCCGAGGCCAAAGCUAGGCCUGGCCAGACACGCGGACUUGAGCAGGAGAAGAGCUGACGAUACACUAAUGGAGAAGGGGAGGGGUGAUGGACUGGAGCCACAUCCACCUUUUUGCCUUCAUUUCCUGUCUUUUUUCACUACAUUAUAAAUGGCUCAUUCAUUCUCA
Messenger RNA from Camelus dromedarius (Arabian camel), 4442 nucleotides. It is a transcript of the gene CIITA, whose product is annotated as class II major histocompatibility complex transactivator. Gene Ontology annotation, molecular function: protein binding; ATP binding. The coding region runs from base 71 to 3703 and encodes 1210 amino acids. The record is from RefSeq and is a predicted model, not a curated record. Gene Ontology annotation, biological process: positive regulation of MHC class II biosynthetic process; positive regulation of transcription by RNA polymerase II; positive regulation of MHC class I biosynthetic process. Lineage: Eukaryota; Metazoa; Chordata; Mammalia; Artiodactyla; Camelidae. The transcript has 20 exons.